This is a messenger RNA of Entelurus aequoreus (snake pipefish), 1515 nucleotides long. RefSeq names its product inositol 1,4,5-triphosphate receptor associated 2-like. Gene Ontology annotation, cellular component: endoplasmic reticulum membrane. The coding region runs from base 25 to 1080 and encodes 351 amino acids. The record is from RefSeq and is a predicted model, not a curated record. Lineage: Eukaryota; Metazoa; Chordata; Actinopteri; Syngnathiformes; Syngnathidae. The transcript is spliced from 10 exons.
GGGACUUGGCAAUGUCAGUAUUCUAUGUAUGUGACCUUUAACCCCUCCUCGCAGGCUCUGACCCCGCUAUGUGAGGACGACAACCAGUCCAUGGAGAUCAUCAACAGGCUGCAGAAGAACCUGGACAUCCUCAUCCAGUCCAUGACGCGCGUGUCCAGUCGCUCUGAGAUGCUGGGUGCCAUCCAUCAGGAGAGUCGCAUCGGCAAGGCGGUGGAGGUGAUGAUCCAGCACGUGGAGAACCUGAGGAGGGUCUACACCAAGGAGCACGCAGAACUGCUGGAGCUGCGAGAGACGCUGAUGCACAACGAGAGGUCGUUUGGCUCGCACACGGAACGAGCAGACGAGCUGCGCGGCAAGAAGCCCCCCACGUCCCAGUACUACAAGUCGUCCACCCGGCGGGUUAGCAUCGCAGCCAUACCGCGCUCUGCUGGAGGCAACAUGCACUACGACAUGAGCAAACAACAGGACGGUGCAGACAGCGAGGCAGAAAGAGUGACCAGGAGAGCUCCAUGGAAUGCGGCCGGCAAGAACAUGGCACGCCCCCCGCUUAAGCGCUUUGUUAGCUCUGCGGCCUGGGUUGACACCGAGGAGCCCUCUGGCGGGAUGAAGGGGACGGGGCGCCACACCUCGGACCCCCAGUGUGGCGAGGAGCCGGAGGAGCCGGUGGCGGAGAAGAGGAGGUCCAGCCUCAGCGAGCUGGGCAGCAGACUGACCUCCUUCAUUCUGCCGCUCAAGACGUUAGUGCCUCUAAAUACGCCGCCAGAGAGUGAGGAGGAACUCUUUGUCAUGCUUCCCAGCUCCUCCUCCAGCCCGGCGUCUUCAGACCCAGCCAUAUGCCCGUCUCUGCCCCAGUCCUUGACUUCCUCCCGGGUGGCGACGGCGGCCCGGGGCAGCCGGGGGCUCUGGCUAUGGUUGGCCAUGGUUCUGGUUCUCGCAGGUCUGGUGGCGCUGUUGGCCAGCCUGGUGAUGCAGCCCGCGGUGGACGCGGCCCCUGUGGGCACCGGGGACUCCUGGAUGACCAUCCAGCAGCUUCUGUGGCCUUACGCCGGCCUGCGGCACAACGGCCAGCCCCCAGUCUAGUCCCUCCUGUGGACCGGGUGCUGCGAGCCUGGGGGGGCGUGGCUAACGCAAAUGGGAGGUUCUUGUUGUCACGAACUAGUUGCCCAACUAGUUUGUGUGCACGGCAAGCAGCUGAGGACAUUUUGUUAGUUGCCCAACAUCCUUCACAUUAUCAUGCAGUCGUCAAUCAGUAUUUCUUGUCCGUCAAACUCCAAAUUUAGACUUUUAUUUUGGCGCCACACAACGGCUUUUUAAACCCGAGUCCUUUUUAUAUCACUUUUUAAGCUAAUAAUAAAAUAUUUUAAAAGAGUGUUUAAUGUAUAUUUAUGACUUUUGGAGUGGGUGACAUGUACAUUUAGAUUUUAACCACCAAAGGUUGUGUUUUGCUGUGAUGGUCACACUUUUGUAAUAUUUCCAAGAAGAUGAUUUGCAUUAAUAAACGAGCCAAUUCUGCAA